Messenger RNA from Talaromyces proteolyticus, 2763 nucleotides. Its product is annotated as putative mitochondrial dynamin GTPase. Gene Ontology annotation, cellular component: microtubule; cytoplasm; membrane. The coding region runs from base 1 to 2763 and encodes 920 amino acids. The record is from RefSeq and is a predicted model, not a curated record. NCBI's taxonomy places the organism in Eukaryota, Fungi, Ascomycota, Eurotiomycetes, Eurotiales, Trichocomaceae. Gene Ontology annotation, molecular function: microtubule binding; GTPase activity; GTP binding. The transcript is spliced from 3 exons.
AUGAGUGGGAGGAUGGUCUCCCAACGCCUGACUCCGCUAAUGCGGAAAGGCUUGUUGACCCGCCAGGCGCAUUUCUAUGGGAGUCGGACAGGAGGCCUAUUGAGAGUGGAUAAUGUCGCUAUUAGAGGUCGCGCAUGGCCAGUUGGGGCCAGCUCAAUCCACAACAAUCACCUUGUUGUGAGGAAUAUAUCGUUUAUGAGGAUCUUACCACGACUUGCGAUAAAGCUAGCUCGCAUCCCGGCAAUGUUUGGCGGAGCGAUGAUUGCAGGAUUGGCUUAUCUACAAUACCAAGCUACACAGGCCGGGAAUUAUGCUUUGGAUAUUUUCAAACAGGCUGGUGAGACUGCUAGUGGUGCGGCGUCGAAUUUCUUACAAGGACUGCAAGAUGUGGCGGCUCAAACCAACCGCGGUUGGCAAAAGGCGAAGGAGGAGACGGAACUUCCGGAGUGGAUGCAAAAGAUAUUACGCUUGAAAGAAGUGGACGAAUCUGAAGGAAACGGCUCAGGAGGAGGGGGUAACUCUCCAAAGGAGGGUCAACUCGCCGCUGCCACCGCUGGAGCAGCGGCUGGAACUGCCUAUGCUUAUGAUGAGACGGAGGACAGCGGCCAGCAGUUGCGGAAUGAAGCCGACGAUGACCAGAUGAUGGUCCUGACGCGGAAGAUGAUUGAAAUAAGGAACAUCCUUACUCAAGUCGGGCAGUCUAACACUCUAACUUUGCCCUCGAUCGUCGUCAUUGGAUCUCAAUCUUCUGGUAAAAGCUCCGUCCUAGAAGCGAUUGUGGGACACGAGUUCCUGCCCAAAGGAUCAAAUAUGGUAACUCGCCGUCCGAUUGAACUCACGCUUGUCAAUACACCAAACGCCCAGGCCGAGUACGGUGAAUUCCCUGCGCUGGGUCUAGGAAAGAUUACAGACUUUUCACAAAUUCAACGCACUUUGACCGACCUCAAUCUUGCAGUCUCCGGCAAGGAUUGCGUCACCGAUGACCCAAUUCAAUUGCAUAUUUACUCUCCUCAUGUUCCCGACCUCUCUUUGAUUGACUUGCCGGGAUACAUUCAGGUUGCGGGUGCUGAUCAACCCCCAGAAUUGAAACAGAAGAUUUCAGACCUCUGCGACAAAUACAUCCAGGCACCUAAUAUAAUCCUUGCCAUAUCUGCAGCAGAUGUCGAUCUCGCCAACUCUACAGCUCUCCGCGCCAGUCGACGAGUUGACCCUCGCGGAGAGCGUACGAUUGGUGUGAUUACAAAAAUGGACUUGGUCGAUCCUGCACGAGGCUUUAGCAUCCUAACAGACCAGAAAUACCCACUGCGUUUAGGCUAUGUAGGUGUUGUAUCCCGGGUUCCUCAGACGGCGACACUUUUUUCUCGUGGAAGUGGAAAUAUCACUACCGCCAUUGUUAAGAAUGAGAAGGCAUUUUUUUCAGCUCACCCCGGCGAAUUCGGACCUAGUGCGGAUGUAUCUGUGGGUGUGCCAGUUCUGCGCAAGAAGUUGAUGGCCGUUCUCGAGCAAACUAUGGCACGGAGUCUCGCUGGUACGAGAGAUGCUAUCAGUCAGGAACUAGAAGAAGCCACCUACGAGUUCAAAGUCCAGUACAACGACCGCCCUCUCAGCGCAGAGUCAUACCUAGCAGAAAGUCUGGACAGCUUCAAGCACUCGUUCAAAGCUUUUGCAGAGAAUUUUGGACGCCCUCAAGUGCGGGAGCUCCUGAAACACGAGCUCGAUCAGAGAGUAAUGGAUAUUCUCGCGCAGCGGUACUGGAACAAGCCCAUCGAGGAUCUUACGGCCCCUCUUGCAGAACCAGACCCAUUGAGCGACCUUCCUAAGGCUGACGCAGAGAACCUCUAUUGGCGUCGAAAGCUAGACGCAUCGACGUCGAACCUGACGAAACUAGGAGUUGGCCGAGUCGCCACGACAGUAGUGGCCGGGGCCUUGCAACAGCAUAUAGAACAACUGGUUGCGCAAUCCACAUUUUCGACUCAUCCCUACGCUCAGAAUGCUAUUAUGGAGGCGUGCAAUGGAAUCCUCAACGAUCGAUUCUUCAGCACGAGUGACCAGGUGGAGAACUGCAUCAAGCCGUACAAGUUUGAGAUCGAGGUUGAGGAGCCUGAAUGGACUAAAGGACGCGAAAACGUCAGCAAAGUCUUGAAGGAUGAACUCUCCGCGUGCGACGCUGCUUUCAAGCGAGUAGAAGACAAUGUCGGCAGACGGAAGCUGAAGGAUGUCAUGAGCUUUGUGGACCGUGUGCGAAAGGGCGAUGUUGUCCUCGACGGCAACGGUGCUGGAGGAGCCGGUGGCUUCAGUUCAGCCUUACUAGCCAAGGGCCGAGAGGGAAUUUUCCUCCGCGACCGAGCCGACAUCAUAAAAAUGCGCCUUCUAGCCGUGCGAUCAAAGCAAUGCUCCACGCUCAAGAACAAAUACUACUGCCCGGAGGUAUUCCUCGACGUAGUGGCCGACAAACUAACAUCGACGGCCGUUCUCUUCCUCAACGUCGAACUCCUCUCCGAAUUCUACUACAACUUCCCCCGCGAACUAGAUCUCCGUCUCGGCCGGCACCUAUCCGACAGCGAAGUCGAGCGGUUUGCACGCGAGGAUCCACGCGUGCGCAAUCAUCUCGAUAUCAUCAAGAAGAAAGAAACGCUUGAACUAGCGCUGCAGAAGAUUGAGAGUCUGCGACAGUUAGAAGGGCGAUCGAGGAGUACGCGAGAUGCGCGGGGAGAGAGAGAAAGAGAGACUGGUAAAGAGCGGAGGGGGUGGAGUAUUUUCUAA